AUGUCAUCCUCUGUUGCCUAUCAGGCUGCGAAGGCUCUGCAGAAGCUCCUGCCGCAGAAACUUCCGCCUUCCCUCUCCACCAGACCGGGCAACCUCUACGAGGUCAUCUCUCGUUACCCCUCGGACGGUGUUGGAAAGAUCGUACACCAGACAAGAUGGGGGACGAAGGGAAUUGAAGACUCUUACUGGCAAAUCACCAGGAGUCGGACAAAAUUACAGGGGAAGCACGGGAAGGCUUGGGGCGUGUUGUUUUGGAAAGGCAAACAGGUUAGCCCAAGGGAGGAGAGGAUUCGCGGGGGCUUGAAGUACCAGUGGGCAGAAGGCUCCUCCAAGGCUGCUGCACCUAAAGCGCCCUCCACUCGCAUAGGACCAUGA
Messenger RNA from Punctularia strigosozonata HHB-11173 SS5, 375 nucleotides. RefSeq lists its product as uncharacterized. Gene Ontology annotation, biological process: mitochondrial translation. Bases 1 to 375 code for a protein of 124 amino acids. NCBI's taxonomy places the organism in Eukaryota, Fungi, Basidiomycota, Agaricomycetes, Corticiales, Punctulariaceae. Gene Ontology annotation, molecular function: structural constituent of ribosome. The transcript has 2 exons. Gene Ontology annotation, cellular component: mitochondrial small ribosomal subunit; mitochondrion. The record is from RefSeq and is a predicted model, not a curated record.